GUCUGACGGAGGGUCGGUUAUUCGUCAUUCGUCAUCACUGUCAGUCUCCUGACUUCCCUUUCUUUGCCGGGCGUGCUGCUUUGCUUUGCUUGCUUGCUUGCUUGCUUGCUUGCUUGCUUUCACGCUCUUUGGGUCCGGUGUGUCCAUGGUCUGGUCUGGUCUGGUCAGCGUGGUCAUAUCUCGGAAUAACUUCAUCAUUGGCUCCUUCCGGUAGAAUCCUACAUCCCUAUAUACCUAUAUACAGGCCGCCCUCGCCAUCAUCUCCUCCCACCAUCCACCCCAACAACCCCAACAACCCCUCAAAAUGAGCAUCCCCACCCUCCACAUCAACAACGCCAGCCCGAUCGAGGAGCCAACCACCACCAAGCCCGUGACGCGCAAAUCCCUCCACCAAAACAUCUUCGGCAAGCUGCGGCCCCUCCCCCUGCAAUACCACUGGACAGUCUGGUACGACAAACACACCGAAUCCCCUCCCCCAAGCACAGGCACCCGCACCACUCCCACAGACUACAACGCGCGACUAUACGUCCUACACGAGGACGUCGCCGACAUCGCGACCUUCUACCGGGUCUACAACAACUACCCGUGGGAGAAGAUCCGGCUGCGCGACACGGUGCACAUCUUCCGCAAGGGCGUGCGGCCCGUGUGGGAGGAUCCCCAGAAUCGCAACGGCGGGUGUUGGCGGUUUCGCGUGCCGAAGAGUAAAGCCCAGGCGUUCUUUCAUGAGAUUGCGAUCCUGUGUAUGGCGAAUGAGUUUCAGGUGGUGUUGGAGGAUGAACACGACCACGUCCUCGGCGUCUCCACCUCCAUCCGCUUCAACUCUCACCUCAUCUCCGUCUGGAACAAACUCGGCGACAACCCCCGCUCCAUCAAGCUUCUCGAACAGACCAUCCUCGAUCGUCUAUCGCCUGAGCUUCGGCCCACUGGCUCUGGCUCUGGUUCUGGCUCUGGCUCCGGCUCAAACGCCUAUUUCUAUAAACGACACGCCGAGAAUGAGGGUUAUAAGGAGGCCGUGGAGGGGAGUAAGUAGUUAGUAGUUAGUAGUUGGUGGGUAGUGGGUAGUGCAUAAGUAGGGCGUGACUGACUGAGCGGCUGCUGCGUUUUGUAUAUCUGCUUUUCUUUUCUUUUCUUUUCUUUUCUUUUCUUUUCUUCCUUCCUUCUUCUUU
This is a messenger RNA of Aspergillus heteromorphus CBS 117.55, 1166 nucleotides long. Its product is annotated as eukaryotic translation initiation factor 4E. The coding region runs from base 305 to 1030 and encodes 241 amino acids. The transcript is spliced from 3 exons. Gene Ontology annotation, molecular function: RNA 7-methylguanosine cap binding; translation initiation factor activity. Lineage: Eukaryota; Fungi; Ascomycota; Eurotiomycetes; Eurotiales; Aspergillaceae. Gene Ontology annotation, cellular component: eukaryotic translation initiation factor 4F complex. Gene Ontology annotation, biological process: translational initiation. The record is from RefSeq and is a predicted model, not a curated record.